Carcharodon carcharias (great white shark) is the source of this 1277-nucleotide messenger RNA. Its product is annotated as otogelin-like protein. Bases 1 to 1275 code for a protein of 424 amino acids. The transcript has 8 exons. Lineage: Eukaryota; Metazoa; Chordata; Chondrichthyes; Lamniformes; Lamnidae. The record is from RefSeq and is a predicted model, not a curated record. Gene Ontology annotation, cellular component: extracellular matrix.
AUGUUGGAGGUGGCUGCGGUGUCCCGGAAUGUGGUUUCUUACAUCUGCCAGGUUCUCCACAAUAACCUGUGGCCGCAAGGACUUGGAAGGAAUCCCAUGCUGGUGGCAUUGAAUGUCACUACCACCCUAAGCUUCUUCGCCAGUGGCUCCUUCCAGGGCUCCACCGAGGACUUGUGCAGCAUUUCCCAGUCAGUCAACUAUGGACAACAAAUCAACAUUACCAGACCAAUAGACGGAUUUUCAGAAAAGAUUUUUGAUACACUAGAUAAAAAGCCAGAAACUGAAUAUGAGCAUUCAGUGAUUUGUUCGGUCAGUGGAAGUCAGUACAUCACGACCUUUGAUGGGACUCGUUAUUAUUUCAGUGGAGGAUGCAUUAAUACCUUAGUGACAACUGACUUGUUCACUGUCUCCCUUGGCACAAACACGUGUGAAGAGGCUGACAAUGGUAACUGUAUUGAAUAUGUCACUCUGACAGUCAAGGCAAUUGGAAUAUCAAUAACGCUUACUAAAACUGGCCGUGCCUUUCUUGGAAAAAAUGAAACUGAACUUCCCUUUGUCUAUGGGUCAGCCACUACCUUGAGUGUUCAUCUGGCGUCCUCGAUAUUCCUGGAGAUAAUGAGUAUGACCGGUGUUCACAUCCAGUAUGAUUUCAAGGGAGGUAGAAUCUACAUGAUUCUCCAGCCAAAUAUGGUGAUAGAAACCCGGGGGCUCUGUGGAACAUACAAUAGGAAUCAAUUGGAUGAUUUCAUGUCCUCAAGUAACCAGAUUGAAUCUGUUCCGAUGGCCUUUGUGAACUCCUGGAAAGGAAGUACAGAGUGUGCUGAUUCACCUUUGUUUCCAGUGCAUAAACCUUGUAACGUUAACCAUCAAAAAGAAUCAUAUGCAACAGAGAAAUGCAGCAUCAUCAGAAGUAAAAUAUUUAAGAAUUGUCAUUUCAUCAGUCCAGAACCAUUCUAUGAUCAGUGCAGACGUGAUGUUUGCAGCUGUUCAGACUCUGAAACCUGCCUGUGCACAGCUCUAGCUCACUAUGCUCAUGUGUGUCUCCUGCAUGGAGCCUUUAUUGACUUCCGAGUUGCAAUUCCUGAAUGCACAAUGAAUUGCACUGGGAAUAUGGUGUAUACUUUAACCAACCAUGCAUGCAAAAGAAACUGUUACUACCUCAGUACAGGAAGUAGCUGUCUCAAACUUCCAUCAUCAGGCCACUUGGAAGGAUGCAACUGUCCUGAGAACAUGUACUUCAAUCCACACAUUAAAAACUGUGUUGCCAACAUGUAAGA